CAGUCCGAUUCCUGGAAAAUCCGCUCCGGGUCUUCCUGUGAUCCAACCGGACUCCAUGUUGUUCUGUCAGCUUCAGAGCGAGCAAGUGCACUGGCCGAAAACUCUCACGUUGCAGCUUUCGGUGCCUGACAAGAAAAAGUUGUUGCAGACUCUCCCCGACUGUGUAGCCCCUUCAAAAAAAUAUGGCAGACUACCGGGACGACAACGGAGCUCGGGCUCUGCUUGCAUUACAGUCGGCGCCGUGUAGCCCCGUGCGCGUCGCGGUGACCUCUCACUCCUAUCACCAGCCCUCGGUCUCCGUCUUGGGUCCUCCAAUAAUGGAAGCUCGUUGCGAUACCGGAGGUUUUCCUGCAAGGCUCUCUUCGACGCCUCCGCAGGCCCUUGCGAGGCUCGAGGGCCGGGACUUUGAGUUUGUCAUGCGCCAGAGGACGGUCACCAUAGGCCGGAACUCGUCCCACGGCUCGGUGGACAUCAACAUGGGUCACUCGAGCUUUAUUUCAAGGCGACACCUGCAGAUAACUUACGACGAGGCGGGCGGCUUCUCUCUGAGGUGUCUGGGGAAGAAUGGCGUGUUUGUUGACGGAGUGUUCCAGCGGAGAGGAGCUCCGCCACUACCGCUGCCCAGAGAGUGUGUGUUUCGGUUUCCCAGUACCGUCAUCAAGAUCCAGUUCACGUCACUCGUGGAAGUGGAGGAGCACAGGGAGAAGGAGCAGCCCUCUCCCCCGCCCCGCCCGCUGCUGCCCCACAUCUCCCCUCUUAAGAUCAGCAUUCCCACCACGCAGCAGCAUGAAGAGCACAUCAGGGCGUUUGGCUCACCGCUGCCGUCACCCACCGGCACAAUCAGCGUUCCCAACUCCUGUCCUGCUAGCCCUCGAGGGGCGGGGUCAUCGGGGUAUCGCUAUGGACGCAAUGUGACCUCCGACCUCCAGUUAGCUGCAGAAUACGCUGCGAAGGCUGUAUCUGAGCAGAGGCGAAGUCUUGCUGAGCACAGAGGUGGGGGAAAUGAGCAGCGUGUGGAGUCGGUGGGCGGAGACAGCCCCAAGGAUGAGUCCAAGCCUCCGUAUUCCUACGCACAACUGAUCGUCCAGGCCAUCUCUUCAGCUCCAGACAAACAGCUCACCCUCAGCGGGAUUUAUGCCCACAUCACCAAACACUACCCCUACUACCGCACUGCAGACAAGGGCUGGCAGAACUCGAUCAGACACAACUUGUCUCUGAACCGCUACUUCCUGAAAGUAGCCCGUUCUCAGGACGAGCCUGGGAAAGGAAGCUUCUGGCGCAUCGACUCGGCCUCUGAGAGCAAACUGGUGGAACAAGCCUUCAGGAAAAGACGGCAGAGAGGCGUGGCCUGCUUCAGGACUCCAUUUGGACCUUUGUCGUCACGGAGUGCACCGGCGUCUCCCACCCAUCAGGGCCUGCUGUCCCCUUCGUCCAGUGGGCUGCAGACUCCUGAGUGUCUGAGCAGAGAGGGCUCUCCCAUCCCUCAGGACCACCAUGAGCAACUGGCCAGCAAACUGGCGUCUGUGCCGGAGUACAGGUACUCCCAGAGCGCCCCAGGCUCUCCAGUCAGCGCUCAGCAUGUCAUCAUGGCUGCCCCCCACCACCCAACCGUCCUGAAGCCCAUCCACAUGCUUCAGAGCGUCCCUCAGCCUUCUGUCACUAUGGUGCGCGUGGUCACCAGCGCCCCUCCAGUCUCUGCCCCCCCUAAUGGCUACAGCACUUUGACUGUAGGAGGACUGGAGAGCAACAGCGACAUCAGAGAUGCGCAGCAAAACAGAGAGUUGGUGAUCCAGACGCUGGACAGCGUGGUGCAGGCUGGAGAGGGACGCCAUGUCACGCCGGGGUUACACCAACUUCCUGUCCGUCCUGUUACCCAGAAUGGCAAACACAUCACUGCUGCUGUUUCCACAGUGACCAGCUUAGCUAAUUCAUCUGGCCUGAGCAGCCCCCUGCAGAUCCUGGCUGCCCAGGCAUCCAGCUCCCCCCCGGUGCUGGUGGGCCGGCAGCCCGGCGGAGACGCCUUCUCUGGAUCAGCAGGUGAGCCGCUGGCCAAGCGGCCAAAGAUGGAGGAUGAAGGAGAGUCUGAAUCUGCUCUGCACCAAGCUACGUCUGCCCCUCAACCUGUUAUUGUUGCUAUGACGUCACAAACCCAUGAGCCCCGUCAAUGAAACCUGGGGUCUCUCACCAGGUGUCCAAGGGGCAUCCUCUGUCAUCUCCUGAAUGUUUUGCCUUUCGACAUAAAUACGACUGUAUUGUUGAAGGGAAUGAAUUUGGUCAAAAUGACAUAAAAUGUAGAUUUCUCUACAUUUUAGAGGCGAGUGAAUCUGGCUUCAGUUUGUUUCAUCUUACCUUAAUCAAAGGAAACUGAAGAUAAUUAGGCCUGAUGAGCAGAAUGGUUUGGCAUUGCUUUAACUUUCUAAACAAUGGAGAUAUGGAGGAAUGUGGUGGAAAUCCAGCCAAAGACCCAUCCUUGACUGCUGCAUUGGUUAGUUAGUUUAAAUAUGGAGAGUCAGUGCAGCCUGUGGAAGCUAGCAGCACGUUAACCAGGUUUAUGUCACCUGGGAGACCAGGAUCAUGACUGUAGUUUUAUAAAAGAAGUGAUAUUCCUAGACGGUAAAAUGAGACCGAAACCUUCCAAAAACAGGCUCAGAGAAAUAAAAGUAUGAAUAUUUACCUUAAGACCAGAAUGUAAUACCUCUUGCCUUCUCACAGAAGCAGAAAAAAUAAAAAACAGAAAAAAAAAUGGAUGUUGAGGAAAUGCAGGAAAGACUAAAAGACAAGCCAGCUGUUUCAGAGUGAAGCUCCUCACAUUCAGGCCCAACAGACUGAUGAUGGAGGACGGAGAGAGGCAGCUACUGGAGGCUGACUGAAGUGGAGGGCUAACCCAACGCUGACAAACUGAUUGUUUUUCAUUUGUUUAGUUUGUGUAGUGGUGUGAGGAGAGGUGAAACGGCCUCUGCGCAGAUUUGUUUUAGCACAAAGAGGAACUAUUGUAGUAAUCCUCAAAGCCUUAAAAUAUUUCUACUUAUCUGAAAUUUUAUUUUAGCAGCUUUACUGUUUUAGACUAAUAUAGCGCUUAAACAGUACACAAUCAGCAACACUACGGCAGCAGCAGUUACGUUGCAAUUAACUUGUUUCAGUUUUCUUAAGAAAAUACAAGGACGGGACCAACUUGUGACCAGAAAUUUUACCUGUUCUCAGCUUUCUUUCCAGAACUUUCUGCAUAUUCUCUUCUUUCAGCUUGCUUUUCUCGCACUCUUCAUUGACAGUUCUUCCUUCGUGAUUAAUCUCUCCUUGCAAUCUCUGCAGAGGCAUCAAGCUGUCGCAGAUGCUGCUUUAAUUAGAUUUGUUCUAGCACUUUCUCCCCCGUUCUUUUGUCUCUUCACUCUGCCUUUAGCACCUCAGAAUGUCCUCACACAGGCUUCAUGCUUAAGAUUUCACCGAUUGUUGUUGCACAACAGAUGGAUGCAUUAUGAUUGUAUGCUGCUCUGCUAAGUAACAAAGCUAAUUAAAGUUCUUAUUUUGGAAAAAAAAUACAACAUUUGUGUAAGAGCAGCUGUCAUCAACAGUUAAACAUGGGAAUAGAGGUAUAGGUAUUUUUUAAUGUCCCUGUUUUUGUGAUUUGUUAAAAUGUGUAGCACAAAUUAAAAUUCUUAUUGACAUAA
Molecule: messenger RNA, 3665 nt
Organism: Gambusia affinis (western mosquitofish)
Lineage: Eukaryota; Metazoa; Chordata; Actinopteri; Cyprinodontiformes; Poeciliidae
Gene: foxk1
Product: forkhead box K1
Exons: 9
Coding region: 183-2168 (661 amino acids)
Biological process (GO): regulation of transcription by RNA polymerase II
Molecular function (GO): protein binding; RNA polymerase II cis-regulatory region sequence-specific DNA binding; DNA-binding transcription factor activity, RNA polymerase II-specific
Source: RefSeq, a predicted model, not a curated record